UAUGAUUCAAUGGACCAAGUAAAUGGCUCUGUUGUAACUGAUUUUGUGUUACUGGGACUUGCACACUCUUUGGGAAUGCGGGUUUUUCUUUUUUUUCUCUUCUCUUUAUUCUAUGUGGGAAUUAUCCUGGGAAACCUCUUCAUUGUGUUCACAGUUAUUUUUGACUCUCACUUACACUCUCCCAUGUAUAUUCUGCUGGCCAACCUAUCACUCAUUGACCUGGGUCUUUCAUCUACCACAGUUCCUCGGACAAUAUCUGAUAUAUUCAGUGAUUGUAAAAUCAUUUCCUUCCACAGCUGCAUGAUACAAAUGUUCUUUAUUCAUGUCAUGGGAGGAACGGAGAUGGUGCUGCUCAUAGCCAUGGCAUAUGACAGGUACACUGCAAUCUGCAAACCUCUCCACUACCUAACUAUUAUGAGUCCCAAAAUGUGCAUGCAGUUGAUAGUGGUUGCUUGGGUUAUUGGAGUGAUUCAUGCUGUUUCUCAGUUUGUUUUUGUCAUAAAUUUACCUUUCUGUGGCCCUAAUAAUGUAGGGAGCUUUUAUUGUGAUUUUCCUCGGGUCAUUAAACUUGCAUGCAUGAACACUUAUAGACUAGAAUUUGUGGUCAUUGCCAACAGUGGCUUCAUAUCAAUGGGAACCUUCUUUUUCUUAAUUAUAUCAUACAUCUUUAUUCUGGUCACUGUCAGAAAACAUUCUUCAAAGGAUUUGUCUAAAGCAUUCUUCACUUUGUCAGCUCAUAUCACUGUAGUGGUUUUGUUUUUUGUUCCAUGCAUGUUUCUGUAUGUGUGGCCUUUCCCUACCAAGUCAUUGGAUACAUUUUUGGCCAUUGUGGACUUUGUCCUCACUCCUGUCUUAAAUCCUGCCAUCUAUACUUUAAGGAAUAGAGAGAUGAAAGUGGCAAUGAGAAGACUGACUACUCAAGUUGUAAGUUCAGGGAAAUGA
Molecule: messenger RNA, 942 nt
Organism: Molossus molossus (Pallas's mastiff bat)
Lineage: Eukaryota; Metazoa; Chordata; Mammalia; Chiroptera; Molossidae
Product: olfactory receptor 4F17-like
Exons: 1
Coding region: 10-942 (310 amino acids)
Biological process (GO): G protein-coupled receptor signaling pathway
Cellular component (GO): membrane
Molecular function (GO): olfactory receptor activity; G protein-coupled receptor activity
Source: RefSeq, a predicted model, not a curated record